AUGUCAACUAAGCCUUUGGAUAAGUCCAAGCCGGGGUAUCAAGAGCCCUUGCCAGAUUCGGAGGUUGACGAGAGCGACCACGAAGGGAACUCUGAGUCUGACUUCGGAGAGGCGCCGAGAUAUGGCGGUCGAAAAGGCAAAGGGAGAAAG
This is a messenger RNA of Perkinsus marinus ATCC 50983, 150 nucleotides long. RefSeq lists its product as hypothetical. The annotation marks the transcript as partial. Lineage: Eukaryota; Perkinsozoa; Perkinsida; Perkinsidae. The record is from RefSeq and is a predicted model, not a curated record. The transcript is spliced from 2 exons.